UUUUCUUAAUGUGGGGUUUGCUUUUUACAGAUGACUUACAAGAUGUAAUAGAGAGAGCUGUCCGGAUUGGUGUUAAAAAGUUUAUGAUUACAGGUGGAAAUCUGCAGGACAGUAAAGAGGCACUGCAUUUGGCACAAACAAAUGAUAUGUUUUUCAGUACAGUUGGAUGUCAUCCUACAAGAUGUGAUGAAUUUGAAAAGAAUGAUCCUGAUCUUUACUUAACGGAGUUGUUAAAUCUUGCUGAAAACAAUAAGGGGAAAGUUGUAGCAGUAGGGGAGUGUGGACUGGAUUUCGACCGACUACAGUUCUGUCCCAAAGAUACUCAGCUCAAAUAUUUUGAAAAACAGUUUGAACUGGCAGAACAAACAAAAUUACCAAUGUUUCUUCACUGUAGGAACUCACAUGCUGAAUUUUUGGACAUAAUGAAAAGAAACAGAGACCGGUGUGUGGGGGGAGUGGUGCAUUCAUUUGAUGGUACGAAGGAAGCAGCAGCUGCCUUGACUGACUUGGAUCUCUACAUAGGAUUUAAUGGCUGCUCACUGAAAACUGAGGCUAAUUUGGAAGUUCUGAAGUCAAUACCUAGUGAAAAACUAAUGAUUGAAACUGACGCACCUUGGUGUGGAGUGAAAAGUACACAUGCUGGAUCAAAAUACGUAAAAACUUCAUUUCCUACCAAAAAGAAGUGGGAAAAUGGGCACUGCGUAAAAGACAGGAAUGAGCCCUGCCAUAUAAUUCAAAUACUGGAGAUAAUGUCAGCAGUGAGAGAGCAGGAUCCAUUGGAAUUAGCCAAUACACUAUAUAACAACACCAUUAAAAUAUUUUUUUCCUGAUGGUAUGUUCUUUCCAUUUCCCAUCAUUUAUGUAAAAUUUCAUGGUAAAACUUACUGAAAGAUUGAAUAAAGGAAUUCUCUGGAA
Leptonychotes weddellii (Weddell seal) is the source of this 915-nucleotide messenger RNA. The record is from RefSeq and is a predicted model, not a curated record. Lineage: Eukaryota; Metazoa; Chordata; Mammalia; Carnivora; Phocidae.